GAGAUCAAAUCAUUGUCAUUUAAUUACGACGAAACUAAUUAAAUAGUCACGUAAGAAUUCAGUUUCUACUGAAUCGAUAGUAUAAUUUUGAUUUGUGCAAACAUAUAGAAUGUUGAAUUGUGUAUGAAAAUUUGCUGCAAAAAUAUAUUUACGCAACAUUUGUGCCAUUAUUCUUUUAAUUGUUUUUGAAAACUUUUUUUUUGUACAUUGGUGAAAUAAUAUAUCACAAUGGAAACGACCGAAAAUUUUAGUAAACCAAUCGAAAAUCUAAGUAAAAAACCCGCCAAAGGUAUUUUGAAGUCAACAUCGAGCUCUGAACAUCAGCCACCACAGCUUAAUAGGCAAAAUUCUCAAGACAAGGAUAUCAAAUGGGAUGAAACGAAUAUUUUGCAAACACUACAUCCACCGGACAAAGAUUAUGGCCAUAUGAAAAUCGAAGAACCGAAAACUCCAUAUUCAUAUUUUGUUGAAGAUGAUGAUGGACAAUGUCAUUCAGAUAAUGAAAUGGUGGGUGAAAUUGAUCCGGAAAAUUUGGCCAAAUUAAUCGACAAGACAACCAGUUCAAAAUCAAAAUUUACAUUCGAUGCAAUGGAACAAGAUGAUUCGGAUCAAAGCGAUUUCGAAGAAAUCGAAAAUGAAACCGAAGAAGAACGUAUGAGACGAAAAGAAUUUGAACAAAAACGGAAAAAACAUUAUAAUGAAUAUCAGAUGGUCAAAUUGGCAAGAAAAUUGAUGAAAGAUGAAAUGAACGAAGAUGAUGAUGAUGAUGAUGAUGAAGAUGAUGAUGAAUGAUUGAUUGAUCGAAAAUCUCUAGAUGAAAGUGAAGCUCCAUUCUUUCGUAAAUAUCUCUUUUGGUUUAGCUGAAAACUUUCUUCUAACAACAAAACACAACACACACACACACAAAAAAAAAGUUUUCUAACUCACAUUUGGCAAAGUAUUAUCAAGCUUUAUGCAUUCAUUCAUUCUUGCCAUUCAAUCACAAUUAUGUAGUGAUCACAAUUAGCCAUUCAUUAUCCAUUGGUCAUGGAGUGAAUUUAUUUGUUUUUCUAUAAAAUGUACAUAUAACAUUUUUUCUCUUCUUGUUCAUUCACCCAAUUCAUUCAAUUUUUUUUUUUGCUUUUUUUCCUUGUUGUUGAGCAAUCUAAUCUGUAGAAGAUAACUUUUCUCAUUCAUUCUCAGCCAUCAAUUAAAAACAAUUGUCAAAAGUGAGCGUUAAACAUUCAUUAAAUAUGAAUUCAUUUUGA
This is a messenger RNA of Dermatophagoides farinae (American house dust mite), 1247 nucleotides long. RefSeq names its product protein phosphatase inhibitor 2. The record is from RefSeq and is a predicted model, not a curated record. NCBI's taxonomy places the organism in Eukaryota, Metazoa, Arthropoda, Arachnida, Sarcoptiformes, Pyroglyphidae. Gene Ontology annotation, molecular function: protein phosphatase inhibitor activity. Gene Ontology annotation, biological process: regulation of signal transduction.